Messenger RNA from Striga asiatica, 2317 nucleotides. The record is from the annotation of a GenBank genome assembly. NCBI's taxonomy places the organism in Eukaryota, Viridiplantae, Streptophyta, Magnoliopsida, Lamiales, Orobanchaceae.
AAANCAAAAAAAAAAACAAAAGAAUAAUGUUGCUAUCUUCAAGCCCUUUUUUAGUUUUAAUUUUGUUCAAUAUUCUGUCUGUGAGUUCUUUGAACGAUGAGGGAAAAGCUCUGUUAAGAUUCAAGAGCUCCAUUAAUGAAGACCCAGUUGGGUCACUCAGCGACUGGAACGUUUCAGAUGAAACCCCUUGUGAUUGGAAUGGGAUUACAUGCAAACAGCAAAAAGUGGUCUCAAUCAGCAUCCCCAACAACAAAAUGAAUGGGUUUCUAUCUCCUUCACUUGGAUCUUUAUCUCAGCUCAGGCAUGUGAAUUUAAGGAGCAAUAGGUUGUAUGGGGUUUUGCCUCCAGAGCUUUUUAAGCUGCAGGAUUUGCAAAGUUUGGUGCUUUAUGGGAAUUUACUAUCUGGGCAUGUGCCAUCUGAUCUUGGGAAUCUUCAAUUCCUGCAAACUCUAGAUUUAUCGCAUAAUUUACUCAAUGGGUCUCUGCCCACAUCGUUAAUUCAGUGCAAAAGGCUUAGGAAUCUUGAUUUGAGCCAUAAUAGUCUUAGUGGGCCUUUGCCUGAUGAUUUUGGUAAAGAUUUUGGUUCGUUAGAAAAGCUAGAUCUUUCACACAAUGAGAUUAGUGGUUCUAUUCCAGAUGGCUUGGGUAGUCUGUCUAGUUUGCAAGGAACUCUUGAUCUAUCUCAUAAUAUGUUCAACGGUUCAAUCCCGGCUAAUCUCGGUAAUCUUCCUGUCCAAGUUUAUAUCGAUCUCACUUACAAUAAAUUAAGCGGGCCCAUUCCCCAAAAUGGCGCUCUUAUAAAUCGAGGGCCCACCGCCUUUAUUGGGAAUGCCGAUCUCUGUGGCCCUCCAUUGAAGAAGUUAUGUUCUUCCAGUAGCCAGUCGAGCUUUAGUCCUCUUUUGCCUUACUUGCCCAAAGAUUCCCCUCCCGAAGGCAGAACAAAUGCCAGCGGGCACCGAAUGAGUAAAUCCACUAUAACUGUUAUUAUAGUUUGUGAUCUGGUCGGGAUUUGCAUUAUCGGUUUGCUUUUUUCCUACUGCUAUUCGAGAAUUUGCUUUUUCAAAAGAAGAAAACACGAAAACGCUUAUGGUUAUGAGAAUAAGGGUAAAGGCAAGAGGAAAGAGUGUCCAUGUUUCAGAAGUGACGAUUCGGGGCCGUUAUCGGAAAAUGCCGAGUAUUUUGAUCUAGUGCCGUUAGAUGGACAGGUGGCAUUUGAUCUAGACGAGCUCCUGAAAGCGUCUGCAUUUGUUCUUGGUAAAAGCGGAAUAGGGAUUUUGUACAAGGUUGUCCUCGAGGACGGGCAGACCUUGGCAGUUAGAAGAUUGGGAGAAGGAGGUUCGCAAAGGUUUAAGGAGUUUCAGGCCGAAGUAGAAGCCAUUGGGAAGGUUAGGCAUAGGAAUAUUGUGAGUCUCAGAGCUUAUUAUUGGUCGGUGGAGGAGAAGCUGCUCAUAUAUGAGUUCGUGCCGAAUUGCAAUCUUGCUACCGCCAUCCAUGGAAAACCGGGCCUCGUCACAUUCAACCCUCUCCCAUGGGACGCUCGUCUCAAGAUCAUGCGAGGCAUCGCCCGAGGCCUCGCCUUCAUCCACGACUACAGCCCCAAAAAAUACGUCCACGGCAACCUCAGCCCAUCCAACAUCCUCCUCAGGCCCGAUCUCGAGCCCGUCAUCUCUGACUUCGGCCUGGCCCGUCUCGCCACCAUCACCGGGCCCACAAGUGGCUCACCCACAAACCUCUCGGGCCGCACUGCAUCAACUUUCGAAACAGCCCAAUCCAUUGAGCCGGGCCACAUGCUCUCCUCUUCGGGCUCGUUUGGCUCGUCCUACCUGGCGCCAGAGGCCCCACAGGCCGCGAAGCCUUCUCAGAAAUGGGACGUUUACUCGUUUGGGCUUAUUUUGCUCGAGAUGCUGACGGGAAGGCUGCCUGUGGUGCAGGUUUCGGGCUCGGAGAUGGAACUUGUUAGGUGGAUUGAGUUGUGUGUUGAGGAGAGGAGGCCCGUUUCGGAGGUUUUGGAUGCGGGCCUUGCGGCCCGAGAAGAGGAGGGGAGAGAAGGGGAGAUGAUGGGGGUUUUGAAGAUCGCGAUGGCGUGCGUGCAGGUCGGGCCCGAGAGGAGGCCCAUUAUGAGGCACGUGCGUGACGCGCUCGACAGAGUACGAAUGUUGUACGAGUGAGAGUUUUUUGAAAUUUGGAUGAUUUUUUUUUUUUAAAUGUAAAGGAACUAAAGAGUGAAGAUAGUUAAGGUGGNAAGAAGGUUUUGAUGUGUAGGUUUUGUGUUAUUAAUUUGUUUUGUUUUCUGAGGAGCUUUUGUCUCUGUAAAUGU